AUGACGGACGUUUUAACCCAUACAUUUGUAAACUUAAUGUCACAAAAGGACUCAAAGAAGGAACUCGGGGUGACCUCUCCAGCAUCAACACAAUGUGGUGUCCUAUUAGUUGGAGAACACAAUAUGGGACGCUCCGUGUUGCUUCUAGCGGCUAUUACAGCUGCCUCUCAGAUGGGCAUCAGGGUAGUGUUCUUCACCCAACCUCAAAUCCAAAACCUGCCAUUGUGUUUGCAGAAAUGUGUUCCAGGUUUGAGUCCUGAAAGUCUAAAGAAAAUCAAAUUCUGCUAUCCGAGGACAUUGGAAGAGUUGCUCCAGCAAGUGGCAGGCCUUCAUGAGUCUACCAACACAUUUCCCAUUCCUCCAGCACUGAUCAUCAUCGACAGACUUCAGAACUUUCUUUGUGGACCUGCAGGUGACAACCACAGGGGGCGUCAACCUGGGGAGCAAUCCUGCGUUGCACAACUCUCUGCAUUGUUGUGCGACACAGCAACUUUUCUCACAGGCAUCCUUGAGCAGGUGACCUCCAGCCCAACAAGCUGUCGCAUCAUCGCCUCUUAUCAGCCAAAACCUCAAAGUAGAGAAUCAUCUGUCCCAGAUCAAGUACUUAACACGCUAGAUCGCUAUUUCCAGGUACGAUGUACUCUGGACCAAGACAGAAGCAACAAAGCUGCAGCAAAUGGAUUAAAGGAGGUGUGGCACAUUUAUUUUUCUGGAACUGGAAUCUCCGUUGAACCCUGCACCAAAGAGACCCAGUUAAUGGCAAGUUCAGCCCAAGAGUGGGAGUUGUUCGUGUAUCCUGAUGGUUUAAUGGAGUUUCGCUUAGUUUGA
Messenger RNA from Nerophis lumbriciformis (worm pipefish), 828 nucleotides. Lineage: Eukaryota; Metazoa; Chordata; Actinopteri; Syngnathiformes; Syngnathidae. The record is from RefSeq and is a predicted model, not a curated record.